AUGCCAUCCUUUCAGAUGCACCCCAGUUUUGCGGGGCAGAGCAUCCGCACCAAUCCGUGGAGGCCGACGCAGCUUAUCCUCUCUGCCUCUCAGAACUUCGGCAUUGUGGGCUCUGGUAAGGUGUACGUCGUCGAGGCCGCCACGGGUUUUCAGGCGGGCUCACCGGUCUCCCUCGUCGGAUGCUGGGGUACCUCCGACGGCGUCUUCGACGCGUGUUUUAGCGAGGUCGAUCAGAACAUCGUAGUGACCGCUUGUGGUGAUGGCGUGAAGGUGUACAGCUUAGCGAUGAGUCUCAACCGGGAUGGCGUCAUGCCCCUUGUGCACAACGCCGAGCACCAGGCAGAGGUGUCGUGUGUCGUGUGGAACUCAGGCCGCCGAGACACCUUCUACUCCGCCAGCUGGGACACUACCAUCAAAAUGUACAGCGCGGCGAAGCCGGAGGCGUCGAUAGUGACGAUGCAGGAGCACUUCAAGGAGGUGUACGAGGUGGCCACGACGGGGCACAGCCCGUCUUCGAUCCUGUCCUGCUCCGGUGACGGCUCGUGGAAGCUGUGGGAUACCCGCACCCCGCAGCGGUCUGUACUGACACAGAUGGCACAUCAGAAUCAAAUCGUGCUUUCCAUCGACUUCUGCAAGCGUGAUCCGAACAUCUUCGCGAGCGGUGGCGUCGACCGUACCGUCCGCAUCUGGGACGCUCGCCGACCCAACCAGCCGCUGGUCUCCUUCCCUGGCCACGACCAAGCCUGCCGCCGUGUUCGGUUCUCGACCCACAAUCCGUCCAUGCUUGCCUCCUGCGGCUAUGACAUGCGCGUAUGCGUGUGGGACCUCUCGAAGCCGCAACAGCCCUUGACAGCCCGCUAUCAGCACCACCGAGAGUUUGUCGUCGGCCUUGAGUGGUCGCAGGCCGCGCCGAAUGCCCUCGUCUCUACCUCGUACGAUGGAUUGGCCUUCUUCUGGUCUGUGGGCCAGGCAGCGACGCCGUCGCUGCCGACCCAGCAGCUGCCCCAGGCCAUGCCGCCGCCGCGCGUGCCUCGGCCGCGCACGAAGGUGUUGCCAGGAUUGCCAGAGCCCGGCAUGCCGAUAGCGAUGCCGGCGGCGUCUCCGCCGCGAUCCCCUCGGUAA
This is a messenger RNA of Leishmania braziliensis MHOM/BR/75/M2904, 1122 nucleotides long. RefSeq names its product putative peroxisomal targeting signal type 2 receptor. Gene Ontology annotation, cellular component: peroxisomal matrix; cytosol. Bases 1 to 1122 code for a protein of 373 amino acids. The transcript has a single exon. Gene Ontology annotation, molecular function: protein binding. Gene Ontology annotation, biological process: protein import into peroxisome matrix. The record is from RefSeq and is a predicted model, not a curated record. NCBI's taxonomy places the organism in Eukaryota, Euglenozoa, Kinetoplastea, Trypanosomatida, Trypanosomatidae.